AUGAGCCUCGCCGACGCCGCGCCCAUCACUAGCGGCGACAGGCUAGCACAGCUUGAUCUUGCAGACGACAGCAGCCGUGGUACCUCAACGCCCCGUGCUGCUGCUGCUCCUGCCGCUGCAGCCGCUCCCUCCAACUUGGAGGCUUCGAGUCAGGCAGACGACAUUAAGACGACCUCAAAGGGCAAGAAGCGCGCCCUCUUUGGAUUCGGCAAGAAGAAGCAGUCCUCGUCCUCUGCCGACUCGCCGGCUGACGCCAAACCCCCAUUGCUAACAAAGAAUUCGUCCAAACUGUCUCGAGUCACGCCAGCCACGACGCAUUCAACGCGCAGCUCGCGCGACUAUCCAUUCCCCUCGCCAUCAUCGCCUGGUCGUGUUCUGUCUACAUCCCCUCGCCUCGCCUCUCCUGCUGGCUCACAAAUAUUUGAGCGUGAUGUCCAAGAUAGCACCGUCCUCAAGCCCAGCUCGCCUGCCAUACCCACCCAUAUUCAGACCGAAAACUAUAUUCCUUCUGUGCUCGACGAUGCCUCCGAGGCCAUUACCAACAAUAAGCUCGAUCCCGAUACCGUAGAGAUUGUCACGCACUCCUCUCAUCAGCCAGCCUCGGUCACUGUCACCGGCGCCCCCAAUAGUCCCACCGACCACCAAACAUCCACUGAGUGGGCAGCAGAGCUGGCGUCCUUUGCCGAUCGCAUUGGUGUUUCUGGAGAGACUGCUUCCAACUACGGAUCUCUCGACUCGGCAGACGUUCGACGAUUAUCAUUCAUUUCAUUCGCCGACGUGGUGCAGUCUGAGCACAGCGUUGGAGUGCGCAGUCCUAUUUCUCGAGAAAAUCUACACCUCGCCGGCUUGACCUCUCUACCUCCCUCCGCAUUGAAUCGAUCGCCUUCGCCGAUUCGCUCGCCAGUCUCCAGCCAAGGUCUUGGCACUUCACCACCAACGAGCAACCCUGCUAGCAUCAAGGGGCUUGAAAUGAGCCCGCCGCGCAAGCUCAUGGGCAGCCCCAAGAGCACUCAACAUUCGCUCGCCGCGCCCAGUGAGCUCAAUAUCGAAACAAUGCGACAGGCUCUUCGACGUACGGGCAGUACGGAUUUGGCCAGCGCCCGCAGCAUGCCGGUGAGCCCCAUUGACGCACCUGGCCCUCGCUAA
This is a messenger RNA of Beauveria bassiana ARSEF 2860, 1146 nucleotides long. RefSeq lists its product as uncharacterized. Bases 1 to 1146 code for a protein of 381 amino acids. The record is from RefSeq and is a predicted model, not a curated record. The transcript has a single exon. Lineage: Eukaryota; Fungi; Ascomycota; Sordariomycetes; Hypocreales; Cordycipitaceae.